AUGGAGGCCAUCCAGGAGUCCUUCCAGAAGGUGGAGAAGAUUGGGGAAGGCACCUAUGGCGUGGUGUACAAGGCUCGCAACAAGCGCACGGGGCAGCUGGUGGCCCUCAAAAAGAUCCGCCUGGACACGGAGUCAGAGGGUGUCCCCAGCACUGCCAUCCGAGAAAUCUCACUGCUGAAGGAGCUGAAGCACCCCAACAUAGUCAGGCUCCUGGACGUCAUACACAGCCAGAAGAAGCUCUAUAUAGUGUUUGAGUAUCUGAAUCAGGACCUGAAGAAGUACAUGGAUUCAUGCCAAACUGGAGAGCUUCCUUUGAGCUUGGUCAAGAACUACCUUUUCCAACUGCUGCAGGGCGUGAGCUUCUGCCACUCGCACAGGGUYAUCCACAGGGACUUGAAGCCGCAGAACUUGCUCAUUAACGAAGCAGGAGCAAUCAAGCUGGCUGAYUUUGGACUGGCAAGAGCUUUCGGGGUUCCCCUACGCACAUACACUCAUGAGGUGGUGACUCUGUGGUACCGAGCCCCUGAGAUACUGCUGGGAUGCAGAUAUUACUCAACCCCUGUGGAUAUCUGGAGCAUUGGCUGCAUCUUUGCAGAAAUGAUGACCAGGAAGGCCCUGUUUCCAGGGGACUCUGAGAUCGAUCAGCUCUUCCAGAUCUUUCGCACCCUGGGCACUCCCACCGAGGUGACCUGGCCUGGUGUGACCCAGCUGCCAGACUACAAGGGCAGCUUUCCCCGGUGGCCAAGGAAGGAGAUGAAGGACAUUGUUCCCAACUUAGAUCGAGAUGGGAGAGACUUACUGGCACAAUUGCUCCUGUAUGAUCCCAGCAAGCGCAUCUCAGCCAAAGCAGCCCUCAACCACCAGUACUUCCUCUGCAGAAACUCUGAGAGCCCUGAACARCGCCCUGUGCUGCGGAGAGACUGCAGAUGAGAGAACUCAGCUCCCCUCAAGCUCUUGCAUCUCCAGGUAGCACUGCAGAUCUGGUUUGGGGCACCUGCAGAUCCAGCAGGGGCCUGGCUGGAACCCAGGGUGUUGCUUCUCCUAAGGAGCCUGAAAAGGAACAUUCUUGGCAUUUARAGACUUUCAGUCUGUUGCUGGGGGAGUUUGGGUUACAGCCAGGAGAGCUGUUUUGUGGUCAUGUGCCAAAGGGUAGGGCUAAUUUAUCGKCAUAAACCACUGAAAUGUAGAGAAGAGAGCAUCUCUCAGAGGUUUGUUCUUGCWUUAGUGAGCUAAGGUCACACACAGUGAUUUCUGUCUCCAGCACUGGAGCAUCCCCAGGUCUGUUGGUGGCAGUUGUUAGCACCGGGGAAGAGGGGCACAUGCCUUCUCAGCCCUUUGCUGCUGCUAUCAGCCAGGUUUCUCAGCACUAACCAAGUUGUUUAGUCYGACAUCCUGCCCUUUUACAAGCUGAAAAGCACUCAGGUGUCUUAGUUUGUGCCUUAGCUGGGACCAAGAAGCCAAAAGAUCCAUUUUGCAUAAAGCAGAUCCAGUUAGGAUAAAGCACUUGCUGCAUAUGACUGGAAACGGGGAGCAGCUUUCCAUCAUCAUUCCAGAUAUAAUGCUGUUUCCUUUGCUUUAUUUUCUUGGAAAUGUUUUUGCUGUUCAAAUGUUUGGGGGAUUGUCUCUGACUCCUGCUGUGGUUUUGACAUCUUCAUUUAUUUUUC
Malurus melanocephalus (red-backed fairy wren) is the source of this 1664-nucleotide messenger RNA. RefSeq names its product cyclin dependent kinase 3 (gene CDK3). The record is from RefSeq and is a predicted model, not a curated record. NCBI's taxonomy places the organism in Eukaryota, Metazoa, Chordata, Aves, Passeriformes, Maluridae. Gene Ontology annotation, cellular component: nucleus; cyclin-dependent protein kinase holoenzyme complex; cytoplasm. Gene Ontology annotation, molecular function: cyclin-dependent protein serine/threonine kinase activity; ATP binding; cyclin binding. The transcript has 7 exons. The coding region runs from base 1 to 930 and encodes 309 amino acids. Gene Ontology annotation, biological process: signal transduction; regulation of gene expression; protein phosphorylation.